Trifolium pratense (red clover) is the source of this 2462-nucleotide messenger RNA. Its product is annotated as 9-cis-epoxycarotenoid dioxygenase NCED1, chloroplastic. Gene Ontology annotation, biological process: carotene catabolic process. The transcript has a single exon. Gene Ontology annotation, molecular function: carotenoid dioxygenase activity. The record is from RefSeq and is a predicted model, not a curated record. Lineage: Eukaryota; Viridiplantae; Streptophyta; Magnoliopsida; Fabales; Fabaceae. Gene Ontology annotation, cellular component: chloroplast stroma. Bases 280 to 2088 code for a protein of 602 amino acids.
GUCCCUUCUUCCAUUUUCUUAAUCUUACACGUGGUCUUCUCUUACAUCUCUUACUUCAAUCUCUCCUCUCUCCCACUAUAUAUACCCCAAUAUCUCACUCUCCACUCCCCUCAACUCUCGCUCUCUCUUACAUUCUCAUUCUCACAAACACAAAACACAAAACACAAACACCCUUUUCUUUGUCUACUCAUAAUACACAACACAAUUAUUAUUAUUAUUAUUUCUUGCUACAACCGCCACACUUUUCAAAAUAGGGAACAAUUGCAACAAUCACUAUAUAUGGCUACAUCAAGUGCUUCAUGGAUUAACACAAAAUUUUCAUCUUCUUCAUCAAAAUAUUCUUCUCCUUUCAAAGAUUUGAGCUCAAAUUCGAAUUCAAUUAUCUUAAAGAAGAAAAUAUCAACUUCCAAAAACAGAAUCUCUUGUUCACUCCAAACAACACUUCCUUUCCCUAAAAAAUACCAACCUACUCAACCCAAGCCCAUAAAAGAAACAAAACCAAACACCAAUACUAAACCAUUACCUAAACAAAACCAACAACAAAAAUGGAACCUACUACAAAAAGCCGCCGCAACAGCCCUCGACUUCGUCGAAACAACGUUAAUCAAACAAGAACAAAAACACCCACUACCAAAAACCUCAGACCCACGUGUCCAAAUAGCCGGUAACUUUGCUCCAGUACCUGAACACCCGGUAACACAAUCACUUCCAAUUACCGGUAAAUUACCAAAACACAUUGACGGCGUUUACCUUCGUAACGGCGCAAAUCCACUUUACGAGCCAGUAGCCGGUCAUCAUUUCUUUGACGGUGAUGGUAUGGUCCACGCCGUUAAAUUCACUAACGGCUCCGUUAGUUAUUCUUGCCGCUUCACUGAAACCCACCGUUUAGCCCAAGAAAAAGCCCUUGGCAAGCCCGUUUUCCCAAAAGCCAUUGGUGAACUUCACGGUCAUUCGGGUAUAGCCCGGCUGAUGCUAUAUUACGCACGAAGUGUAUGUGGGCUUGUUGAUGGGACCCACGGAAUGGGUGUUGCUAACGCCGGUUUAGUUUAUUUCAAUAACCGUUUAUUAGCUAUGUCUGAAGAUGAUAUCCCUUAUCAUAUUCGUGUAACACCUAACGGCGAUUUAACGACCGUUUGCCGUUACGAUUUUAAUAACCAACUGAAAUCAACAAUGAUAGCACAUCCAAAACUUGAUCCAGUUGAUAACAACCUUUAUGCUUUAAGCUACGACGUCGUUCAGAAGCCUUAUUUGAAAUAUUUCCGUUUUGAUUCUAACGGUGUUAAAUCACCUGAUGUUGAAAUUCCCUUAGCUGAACCAACUAUGAUGCAUGAUUUUGCUAUAACUGAGAAUUUCGUAGUUGUACCUGAUCAACAAGUUGUGUUUAAACUCGGGGAAAUGAUUCGCGGUGGAUCGCCGGUUGUUUACGAUAAGGAGAAGGUUUCGAGGUUCGGUGUUUUGUCGAAGAAUGCAGUAGAUGCUUCUGAGAUGAUAUGGAUUGAUGCACCUGAGUGUUUUUGUUUUCAUCUUUGGAAUGCUUGGGAAGAGCCUGAAAGUGAUGAAGUUGUUGUGAUUGGAUCAUGUAUGACACCGGCUGAUUCGAUUUUUAAUGAAUGUGAUGAGAGUUUAGAGAGUGUUUUAUCUGAGAUUAGAUUGAAUUUGAAGACUGGAAAAUCGACGAGGAAAGCGAUAAUUAAAGAAUCUGAACAAGUGAAUUUAGAAGCUGGAAUGGUGAACAAGAACAAAUUGGGUAGAAAGACACAAUUUGCUUAUCUUGCUCUUGCUGAACCAUGGCCUAAAGUUUCCGGUUUCGCCAAAGUCGAUCUUUUCAGUGGUGAAGUCAAGAAAUAUAUUUAUGGUGAAAAUAGAUUUGGUGGUGAGCCUCUGUUUUUACCAAAUUCAGAUUCUCAAAAUGAAGAUGAUGGAUAUAUUUUGACAUUUGUUCAUGAUGAAAAAGAAUGGAAAUCAGAAUUGCAGAUUGUGAAUGCGGUGAAUUUGAAGCUUGAAGCUUCAAUUCACCUUCCAUCUCGUGUUCCUUAUGGGUUUCAUGGAACAUUCAUACAUUCAAAUGAUUUGAAGAAACAAGAGUGAUGACUCAGUGAGUGACUCGUUUGUGAGAGGAAAGAUUUUACUGAGGGAUGGUUGCAGAUAUUGUCCCCGGAAUCUACUCCUCUGUUUUUCACAGCAGAAUAUUAUUUAUUUUCUGCAUUCUUUUUUUUUUUUUUUUUUUUUUGGAAGCACUUUUUCUUGAGACCAGCUUGUAGCUUUUGCAUGUAGGUAGAAAUGAAAGCUCAGCUGGAAUCACUUGAUUGUGAAUGAUAUGAAAGUAUAAAAGAAUGUGAUAUUGUAGUAUGUGAUUACUGUCACAGUCACUGUAAACUUAUGUUUCAGCACAGUUUUGUGUUGUAAAUAUCAGUUAUAAUUAAUGUUUAUAUUUGAUUAUUUAUAUGGUGAGUGUUCUUAAA